GGAAGGGAGUUGCAGACCCAGCCCAGUUAUUAAUACUUCGACUUACACUAAAAGCAAGCCCUUUUUUCCCUAUUAACUGUGUACACUAUAUUUCCAUUCUUUCGGCGUAACUUGUACAUACGAAUACAAUGUUGAUAUCAGCUUCUACACGUAGUUCCAGUCCCCAUUCUUCUCCAUUUACUUCUCCACUGAAAGGAAAAGUGCCUGACCGCGUGGUCACUCACCCCCCACGCCUUGUACUAACACCAUUCAAUUUCGUCACUUAUUCUGACUGAGCGAAAUUUCUCUAUUUCCCUAAUUAUUCUUCCCCUUUUUACAACCUCUAGCCUCAGUAAUUCAAGCCUCAAGGCAAUUAAAUCAUUCUUCUUCCCUCCAGCUCUGCACACUCUUUCUUGUAUAAUAUAUAACCCUCGAGCCGGAAGAAGUUGAACACAAUUCUGUGUCUACAGCUAGGCCUAGCCAGCAUUGCCAGAGAGAUUCUGGCAGUGCAAAUCAAAAGACACAUCUCAGUAUUAAUCUAAUCCGAGACGAACUCUCUCAACAUGAACAGAUUAGGUAGAGGAUUGAGGCGCAUUGCCCUUCCCACCACAAUCGCCGCGGUCGGCGGUGGUGCGCUUCUAUACUCAUAUCGACCCAGGAAUAUUCCAGGCUUCGAAGGCCCUGCAGUUCCUCCCCCAAUCUACGGCGCCGACGGUACAUUUAAGCUCCCUAGGUUUCCGAAAGUAAAAUCACGAGAAGAGCAAAUAGCCGACUUAAAAAAGAGCACCAGACCAGAUGAAGAGUAUGAUAUGCUUGUUAUUGGCGGUGGAGCCACUGGAUCAGGUGUUGCGUUGGAUGCUGUUACUAGAGGUCUCAAGGUAGCAAUCGUCGAAAGAGAUGAUUUUAGCAGUGGCACCAGUAGUAAAAGUACUAAGCUUGUACAUGGUGGCGUGAGAUACUUGGAAAAGGCUGUAUGGAACUUGGAUUACAGUCAGUACCAAUUAGUCAAGGAGGCCCUCAAGGAGCGCAAAUACUUCUUGCAGACAGCUCCUCACCUGAGUUCAUGGCUACCUAUUAUGCUUCCCCUGGAUAAGUGGUGGAAGGCACCAUAUUAUUGGGCUGGUACUAAGUUCUACGAUUUCCUCGCUGGCAGCGAAGGUAUUGAGAGUUCUUACUUCUUGACCAGGAGUAAGGCUCUGGAUGCUUUCCCUAUGUUGAAGCAAACUGAUCUCGUCGGUGCUCUGGUAUAUUACGACGGCGCCCACAACGACUCUAGAAUGAACGUCUCUAUUGCUAUGACCGCAGCGGUAUAUGGAGCUACUGUACUGAACCAUGCCGAGGUGACUGGUCUAACAAAGGAUGAGAACGGCAAGCUAAAUGGUGCGGUGGUCAAGGAUACGAUUGAGGAGCGUAAUGGGAAGAAAUCUGAACCUAUUGCCGUCAAAGCCAAGUGUGUCGUCAACUGCACUGGUCCCUUUACCGAUUCUAUCCGAAAACUUGACGACCAGGAUUGUAAAGAAAUUGUCGCACCCGCUUCGGGUGUUCACGUCAUCUUACCCGGUUAUUACAGUCCUUCAAACAUGGGAUUGAUCGAUCCAUCGACAUCAGACGGACGAGUCAUUUUCUUCCUCCCGUGGCAAGGAAACACAAUUGCAGGCACGACUGACGAACCUACAUCUAUCACCCCGAACCCUCUUCCCGAUGAGAAGUCGAUCCAAUGGAUUUUGAACGAAGUUAGCCAUUAUCUCUCUCCUGAUAUCCAUGUCCGCCGCGGCGACGUGCUCGCAGCAUGGGCCGGCAUUCGUCCCCUCGUCAAAGACCCCAAGGCCCAAAACACGCAAUCACUAGUACGAAACCACCUUGUUGAUAUUUCCAGCUCCGGUCUCGUAACAUGUGCGGGUGGAAAAUGGACAACCUACCGACAAAUGGCGGAGGAUUGCGUAGAUGCAGCAGUCAAGGAAUUCAACCUUCCCACCAAGCCCUACCCUAACGCACCACGAGUCAGUGGCACCGAAGCCAUAGACGACGGUGCAAUCCUAGACGGAUCCUGCCAGACUCACAACGUCCGACUAGUCGGUGCUCAUGGCUUCAGCAAGACCUUGUUCAUCAACUUGAUCCAGCACUUCGGCAUCGAGACCGAGGUCGCCAAGCACCUGACAGAAAGCUACGGUGACAGAGCGUGGACUGUCGCAGCUAUGUGCAAGCCGACGGACCUGCGAUUUCCCGCGAGGGGAGAGCGGAUAGCUCGUCUUUACCCCUUUGUGGAUGGCGAAAUCAGAUAUGCCGUUCAGAACGAGUACGCGCAGACUGCCGUUGACGUCAUCGCACGGAGAACGAGAUUGGCAUUCCUGAACGCCCAAGCCGCACUUGAGUCCCUGCCUAAGGUCAUCGACAUCAUGAGCCAGGAGCUGAAGUGGGACCGAAAACGAGAGGAGCGGGAAUGGAAGGACACCGUAGUAUUCUUGCAGUCGAUGGGUCUGCCCGAGCCGAUGCUUUCCGUCACCAGAGCCCAAGUCGAGAAGGGCAAGCUCGACUUCAGCUCUUCACUCGAGUACAAGAUGUACUCGAGGCACAACAAGCCCCCCGUUGUAGAGGAGUAAAUUAUUAGAUAUAAAAGAGCGUACGGAUGGACCAAAGGAGAGGAGAUGGUAGGGGAGAGAAAGCGAGAGUUUUUACCUAGGUAGUUAGGUUAGAGAUAACUAAAAGAGACGGGGGGAAAUGAGGGGUUUUUUGUUGGGUAUAAAAAGAAAACCACCCUUACCUGUUAAUUCGAAGAUGUAGACGGCCGGCUGGAUGGAGCAAUUCUGGCGCGGGUUUUGCUAUUUUCCUUGGGUGCCAUUUUAAGGAGGAGGAGGAGGAGCAUUUCCGUCGCCUUAUGUUGAUUGUCGUCGCUUGCUGCUCAAGGCUGAUGGCGAUGGCGAUGGUGAUGGUGAUGGGAAAUUCAUAGCGGCAUGACAUGACAUGACAUGACAUGACAUGGCCUGUAGCUGUAAUGGAUUUGAUAGUCGAUAUAGCAAAUAGAAAAUGAAGACUAUGAAUAGUAGAUUUGGAUCUGGGGUGCUGUUUGAGAGCUAUUCUGAUAAUGGGAUAUACAUACCUCAUACAUACCUCAUACAUACCUCACACCAUACAGGUCGCGUUGACUGUUGAUACAAGGUAGGUUGGCAGUUUAACACCU
Messenger RNA from Daldinia caldariorum, 3157 nucleotides. RefSeq names its product DAO-domain-containing protein. Gene Ontology annotation, molecular function: glycerol-3-phosphate dehydrogenase (quinone) activity. The coding region runs from base 543 to 2579 and encodes 678 amino acids. Lineage: Eukaryota; Fungi; Ascomycota; Sordariomycetes; Xylariales; Hypoxylaceae. Gene Ontology annotation, cellular component: glycerol-3-phosphate dehydrogenase (FAD) complex; mitochondrion. The transcript is spliced from 2 exons. Gene Ontology annotation, biological process: glycerol-3-phosphate metabolic process. The record is from RefSeq and is a predicted model, not a curated record.